AUGGGAGUCACGCUGGGCAUGUCAGGCGGGCAGCCGGUUGCCGCGGGCGACCUGCAGAUCAGUGAUGUGGCGGUGAUGCCUCUAAUGAAGCUGACACAGCACAGCCUCUCUCUCUGCCUCCCGGUCCCCUGGGGGUCUCUCUCCUGCCCCACCCCCCGCCUGCCGCAGCCCUGUCAGACAUGCGCCCCAUUCACCGGCAAUUCCAACGCACCACGCAACGUUUAUGAUUAUUAUUCAGAUGUGGAGGCAGCGGAAAGAGCCGCCCAGAGCCGUGCAGAGCAGAGGGCAGAUCCCAGUCCAGACGGUCCCGGAGCCCGACCAUGA
Knipowitschia caucasica is the source of this 324-nucleotide messenger RNA. The record is from the annotation of a GenBank genome assembly. Lineage: Eukaryota; Metazoa; Chordata; Actinopteri; Gobiiformes; Gobiidae.